UUUUGCAGCUGCUUGUCAACAAAAUGGCCUUCCUCAAUUGCUUUUCGAGGACCUACUAACUAUUUCUGUUUUGGUGAAAUAGUAUUGAAACCCUGGUUGAAUAACAGAACCGAUCAUUUUUUUUAAAACACAGUAUUUACCAACAUAUUACUGUGUUCACAAUAGACAUAUAUCGUUGACAAAGCCAGAUCAAUAUUGGGAUUUUUGCUUCAUUCUCGAGUUAGCGUACAAAUGCUAACAGUCUACCUGCAAACCCUUAUCGACCUCAGCUUUCAUCUCUGAUUAUUUUUAAAACCACACAGGGAAAUUUAAAGGACUGCUGGCUUAAAUUUAACAACAUAGCCACUUUUUUGGUUACAAAAACAAAGCUGUCGGAACGAAACCAGCGGAGAUUUGGUCUCAGAAGAAGUUCUCAGAUGGAGUAAUCUGUCCGGCUGGAGCCUGCAGACCUGAAAAGUGAGAAUGAGUGGUGAAUUGCAGAGUAGCUGCCCAGCAUAGAGGCAGGUGUGCUCCAAAUGGGCUCACAAUGAACCGUGACACCUUUUCCCACAUCCGGCUGUGGUGCCCACGCCCCUUCGGCACCUACUCCCAGAAUAAGCCAUACAGCAAUGGUACAAUCUGCAACGGAACAGCUACUACCCACUGCAAGGCUGAUGAUUCGGGGCUUACAACCAUAGAGACCCAUGGAGUCACUGAGGAGCAGGAUGAGGAUGUUGGCACUGAAAACACUCCACCAGAUGCUACAUCUACCCUUCUGGCUCCACCACUACCUGCUUCACCCUCUCCGAAUUCACAGAUGGAGGAUGGCAGGGUACUGCUUGAUACCUGGUAUGUCAUCAAACCAGGCAACACCAAGGAGAAAAUUGCCUUCUUUGUAGCUCACCAGUGUAAUGGUGCUGGAAUUCCUAGGCCUAGUGCCAUGAAAGUCAAGGGAAACUGGGCUACUGAUUGUACCAAGGCGAAGCGCCGUCGUCGCUGUUCCUCUUAUGACCCUCCCACUAGAGCUCAAAAUGUUGUCGUUGAUGUACCCACAGAAUCCAACUCGACGGAGGAUGGUGUUGGAGUUAGUGAGACGGAUUUGCUUUCUGUGGCUGAAAUGGUGGCUCUUGUAGAACAGCGCACAGCCUUGGCCCUUCAAGGUAUGGUAGCGCAAGGACAAACUAGUCCUUAUACAGUCCAUCAGAAACCUGUUGUAAUCCUUUCAGACCCCCCUUCAUCUGCACCAGCUCCUCAAAAUGACUUUGAUCUGCUGCAGCAACAGCAGGAAUCUCGACGGGUCGCUCAGGCUGUUGCACAGUUUGAAUCUCGGCAGCAGAAUCUCGACAGUACAACUUUGCGGCCUGAGCUGAAUGCACAAGACCACAUUCACACUGGUGAUUCUGUGGGUGGUGCUCCAAGUCAUGGACGAGGGGAAGUACGGAUCGCUUUCCGGGUGUCAAGUCUGGACCCUCGCACUCAGUCGGAACCUGUCGGCCGGCCCAAAUGCAUGUUUAUGAGUUGUGGAGUUGGAGGGGGGCAAGCAGGAACCAGGAGCAAAGAAAAGAUCACUUGUGACCUCUACCAGUUGGUCAGUCCCUCAUCUCGAGAUCCAGGCGCCCUCCUGGCUGGCUCGCCAAAGGCUGAUCCUCUCGGAGAAGGCAUCGCUGACAGGCCUUCCUCCACAACGCCAGAUCCUAACCAAGACCCUGCCUCAGGAGAGAAGGCAGCAGUUGCUCGAGAGCGGGUGACCGGCUUUCACGUUGAGGUUGUGGUCACGGGUGCAGUAGACCAGUGUGUCUUCUAUGGGAAAGACAGCACAGAGAAUGUUCAAGAAGAGACUGUAUGUUUUGCUAUGCCCAAUGGGGCUAAUUCAACUGAUGCCUCAGAGGACCCACCUCCUGGCCAGCUGUUCUUUCUGCAGUCACCAGCUACUGAAGAUGAGAGUUGCUCAACGGUAAACAAUGGGAUGCGGUCUUUAGAUUGUGCAAACAACAAUGGGCCAGUCGGGGCUACCGUAGAGAGGCCAGAUUCCCCGCUGGCAACUGUGGAUGAUUGUUCUGAUCCUCCAUUGUGCCGCCUCUACCGUCAUGUCUCCCAUGACUUCCUUGAGAUUCGCUUUCAGAUCCAGCGGCUUCUGGAACCACGGCAAUACAUGCUCUCGCUUCCAGACCACAUCAUGGUCAAUAUCUUCAGCUACCUGCCCACCCGUUCGCUAGCGGCCCUCAAAUGCACCUGCCAUGAUUUCAAGACCCUGAUCGAGACCUACGGCGUGCGUGCUACAGACUCUCGCUGGAACCAGGACCCGCUGUACCGUGACGACCCCUGCAAGCAGUGCAAGCGGCAGUAUGAGCGGGGAGAUGUGUCGCUCUGCCGCUGGCACCCUAAACCUUACCACCACGACUUGCCUUAUGGACGCUCCUACUGGAUGUGUUGUCGGCGCACCGAUAAGGACACACCUGGUUGUCGAGUUGGGCUACACGAUAACAACUGGGUACAGCCAUGCGAGCUGGUUCAGGCCCGCACCAAAAGAGACGAUGGGAGGUAAAGGAGAUUGUCAGGGGAUUGUCAUUUCUCUCCUGUUUUCGCUCUACUGAAACCUCAUGCCACUGUACUAUUUAUGGUUGAGCUCGCCUCUUCUAUCAUAGCUUAUUAACCUUGCUAUCAUUGUCAGUAUCAUUUCUUAUCAGUGCACCAUAGUUAAUUCUCGGUCCCUUCAAGCGCAGACCGUUGUUCUGAAAUUUGAAAGCCAAUGCUGGUUAAAUAAGGUAGGCUGCUGCAUGGGACUAGUCUGAAUUGGUUAGAAAUUCUUAUGGCAAUCUUGGAAGACCAGCUCUGAUUAUGACCCCAACCUUGCAAAAAAAAAAAAAAAAAAAAAAAACCCUGCAGGCUAGAUACAGGACUUGUGAGUAUAACUUCAGGGGUUGUUGUCAAGUUUAAUUUACUGUCCUUUUGGUCAAAAGCGUGCAAAAAUGAUGUCACUUUACAAAUCCCUGAUGUCACUUUGUAAUCAACAGUUUGACUGCUUGUUGGAUUUUUCUGUUUUUUGUGUGAAUGUGAGUGAAUAAUAUUUCUUUUUGUUGUUGUUGGGAUUUCAUUUUUCUUCUCUUUCAAAUUGAUUUCUGAAAUCAGUCUUUAUUUCUUGACCAAACCUUUCCUUUUACCUAUCUCUUUGCCUGCCAGGCUGUCUGUGUGCUUGUUGGCAAAGGCAGCUUUUGCCAAAGCAGUAAUUAGCUUCAUGUGGCUGAAAGAAAAACAGCAAAGAACAGGACAACUCAAAACCUGAUUCUAGCCUUAACCCUGUUUGUUCUGCUCAUUCCACCAGUCUGUGAAAUCUUACAAACAGAAACAUUAAUGCUGAACCCUCUGGUUUGGGAGACCGUUAUAGGUUUCACCGUCAAUCUGCUUUUGGGAAUCUUGCCUCUAAAGUGAAUAAAGUUAUUUAAAACUGGA
Messenger RNA from Labeo rohita (rohu), 3429 nucleotides. RefSeq names its product F-box protein 46 (gene fbxo46). The record is from RefSeq and is a predicted model, not a curated record. Bases 527 to 2524 code for a protein of 665 amino acids. Gene Ontology annotation, biological process: intracellular signal transduction. The transcript has 2 exons. Gene Ontology annotation, molecular function: protein binding. NCBI's taxonomy places the organism in Eukaryota, Metazoa, Chordata, Actinopteri, Cypriniformes, Cyprinidae.